AUCUCAACAGGGAGGCUCAGUGAGUCUGGGUGUGGCAGCAUAGGUGUGUCUGUCUGUUGACUCACUGCCAGUAGCGACAGAUACCGCGGGGCUCAGAGUAACGUCUGCCCAAACCACUGUCUUUCUUCACGCAGCCUUUUAACGCAGGCACACAUCCAACCAGUCGCUCUUUUGGACGACACGCCGUCGGCGGAGUUCAGUUUCCUCUUACGGAACAGAAGUUCACCAAAAAGUAUUUUCAACAAUGGCGAAUGUUUUAAUUUCCCACAUCUGCUUGGCGUUGAUCCUGUCCCGUGUGGAGUCGUGUUUGAUCCCGAACUCUGUGUACAUAAUUGUGCCAAAAACAAUUCUACCUGGAUCCCCAAUAACAACAGUUGAAGUUUCCGACUGCGACACCGAAUCGAUCCGCUUAAUGUCGAGCGAUCCGAGUUUUUCGAUCACGAGCAACGGGGUGAUCGAAGCCGUAACGAGUGUUUCGGUGGCUGCGGCGGGGCGGACAUUUUCUGUGAGGGCUCGGGACAGCAGUGGACCGGAAAGUGAGAUGGUGGUUCACCUUGUUCACAGCACAGAAACGAAAAGACAGAUACCCACAGACUCUCUGAAACGCUCCAAGAGACGAUGGGGUAUCCCACCCUUCAACAUCUUGGAGAACUAUCCGGGACCUUUUCCAAAGGACAUUGACAUGAUUGUAUCGGACUCUUCAAUCAACUUUCCAGUGUACUACACCAUCUCUGGACCUGGCGUCGAUGAGGAGCCGAAAGGGCUGUUCAGUCUUAACCAAGACACUGCGGUGUUGACUAUGCAUAGCACAAUUGAUCGCGAGCAGUACCCAAAGUUUACAUUAAAAGCCAGAGUUUUCAAGAAAAUGAACAACGAGGAGACAGACUUACCUUUGAACAUUAUAAUAGAAGUGGAUGAUGUGAAUGACAACGCUCCGAUAUUCCGAGAACCACUGCAGUUUACUGUGCCCGAACAGAGCAUCCCAGGGACAGUGGUGGGGAAGGUGAAUGCUACAGACAGAGACCUAGCAGGAAGCCUCCACGUCAAGAUCAGGUAUUUUCUCAAGCCAGAGUCAGACCUGUUUGCCAUCGACCCAGUAACAGGUGUCAUCACCACGAAAACCUCAACCCUGGACAGAGAGGUAAAUGACAAGCAAAUGGUGACAGUAGAAAUCAGAGAUUUGGACGGUGCAUCUAACGGUCUGUUCAACACAGCAACUGCAACCAUUACGUUGGGUGAUAUAAACGACAACCCACCGACUUUCACAGAAACAUCUUUUUCAACCAGUGCCAAAGAAAACGAAAAUGAAAAACUUAUCCUUCGAAUUCCCGUUAAAGAUAAGGAUUUAAUAAACACACCAAACUGGAUUUCCCAAUUUAUCAUCACUAAAGGAAAUGAAAAUGGAAAUUUCAGAAUGGCCACUGACCCCGAAACCAACGAUGGGCUUCUGUAUAUCGCAAAGCCUUUAGAUUGUGAGCAUAACCAAAAUGUAAAGCUUGAAAUUAUGGCACGUAAUGAAGCCGACCUGACCACCAACGCCCAAUGGCUGACCAUCCCUGUGGAUGUCAAUGUUAUCGAUGAAGAUGAGGGUCCAGAAUUCUCAGCCCCUACCAUCCGCCUCAAUGUCAAAGAGAACACACCCAACGACACGGUUAUAGGAACUUACACAGCUCUGGAUCCUGAGACCAGGAGCAUCAACGGCAUCAAGUAUUACAAGGUCACAGACCCAGCCUCCUGGAUCAAUGUGGACAGAAACACUGGGCAGCUGAGGGUGGCAAACACACUUGACAGAGAGUCACAUUUUGUCCAGGAUGGGAUUUACAACAUCACCAUGAGGGCUGUUGAUGCUAGCUCCAAAACCGGAACAGGAACAGUCAUCAUUGUGUUGGAUGAUGAAAACGACGAAAUGCCAACGAUCCCUACCAGCGAGUUGUUGUUGUGUGAGAAGCAAGGACAGCUCGGCUCAGUGCUGGUUACUGCUGUAGACAACGACCAGUACCCGAAUUCUUCCCCGUUCAGCUUUAGGUUGGCAGAUGAUGCUGAUGGCAAAUGGUCUGUCAAAAAAUUGAAUGACACAGUAGCUACGUUGCAGCAGCUCAAAGAUCUUCCUACAGGGAUAUACCAUGUUUCCUUGGACAUUAAAGAUCUGCAGGGCUCUGGUCAAACACAGACAGCAACAGUGAGGAUCUGCAACUGCAAGAAUGGAGUCUGCCUUACCAAGCCAACCUCUACGUCAUUAGGGCCAAUGGGUAUACUGACUUUGCUGUUGCCUCUGCUCCUCCUCCUACUGCUCGGGCUACUGCUUGCAUUUUUCUGCGCGACAAAGAGAGAGACGAAACAAAUUGACGAUAUGGGAAACAGUGGUGGAAUCCUGCUCAAAUCAAACACAGAGUCCCCGGGGGAAGAAGUGGAUUCAAGUCUCAUCAAAGUUCCCGCUACAUUUGUUGAAUCAGCAAUGAAAGGCUCAGUUAAGGGUUCUAUGUCGGGUGCAGGAUGGAUGGCAAACAAUGGCACACUGGGCGCCAAAGGCAUCCACGAGAAUGGGAUCUAUAAUUCAGAUGUUGUCACAUCCGAUAUAGAACAGUACUAUUCUGACCAGUAUAACCAGUAUGGUGCUCCACAGUUCGCAGCUAAUCAUGUGGGUAGCGUUGAAGGCUUUGACAACAGAUUCCUCGUCCAGGACUCAACUCUUCUUCACAACUGGCAAACAAAUGGCCGCUAUAUAAACAAGAAGCUGGCCUACUUCGGAACGGAGGAGGACGGGCGGUACGCGGACGACGUGGUCCACGCCUACGGGUUUGAGGGGAAGGGCUCUGCUGCUGGCUCCGUGGGAUGCUGCAGCAACAUUGGCGACAACGAUAACCUUGACUUCCUAAACACGCUCGGACCAAAGUUCAAAACUCUGGGAUCCGUCUGCAGAAAGACAUGAACGACGGAGCUAAAAAAAUAACAGUGUUUAAUCCUCACUGUGCUGGAUGUAGAGAGUGGGCCUGGGAUCUAAAUGUUUGGUGUGCCCUUGAACAUGAAUGAGAAAAAGAACAAGCAGGGGGCGUCAGUGUGUUUGCACCACUCUGCUGUUGCUUAUUAGUCAUUAGUUAUUUUUAGCAAAAGUCUUUUGCACUGAAAACUAUCUAUAUGCAGUCAGUUGUACAUACUUUGUGUCUUGUUUUACGUGUUGUUUGCCUUUAGAGUCAUCCAUCCUUUAGCUACACCUGCUUCUCUAUGUAGAACGAUAUAUCCGGUGAAGGGUUGCGGGACUUUUCUGUCUACUGUAUUAGUGACGAUUAGGGGUAUUUUGGUUAUUGUUAAUAAUCAGUGUUCAAAGUAAAAGAUAGAAUUUUGCAUUUGUGUUGCUGAGUUUAAAUUGCUUGCUGAAUUUUAUAGUUUUGAUAUAUUUUUUAAAGAAAAAGAAAUACCUAAAUGAAAUAAGACAAUACAACUGCCUUCUUUACUAUUUCACAGGAACAUACUUCAUUUCAAAUAACUAGUUUGGAAUUAUUUAUGGAUUUGUUGAUUGUCUUCCACUGGUUUUCUAAAUCAUGCAGUAAUUAUCUGUGCUAACACAUUCCUCCGCAGCUCCUGACUGUUGAAUGGGCGUUGUUUCAGCCCCUUUGUGCCAUUGAGGUCGUUGUGACAUACUGACAGUAGCCCUGUGAAAGUCAUCGCAAGGGCGUGAAUGUGACGAGUGAGGUGUUACUGACACUGCCUGCAAAUGUUUGAAUACCAGACUGACCAGACUUAAGAAAGGCUAAAAAAGUGUCCUUGAACCUGCUAAUUAAAGGGAACCGUGUCAUUCCUAUUUGUGUAUAUUGAGGUUUUUUUUUUUGUUGUUGUAAUUUUUGCAUGGUCAUUAAAGAUUGUUUCUCUUGGUGAACUUG
Molecule: messenger RNA, 3878 nt
Organism: Anoplopoma fimbria (sablefish)
Lineage: Eukaryota; Metazoa; Chordata; Actinopteri; Perciformes; Anoplopomatidae
Gene: dsc2l
Product: desmocollin 2 like
Exons: 16
Coding region: 245-2929 (894 amino acids)
Biological process (GO): brain development; blood vessel morphogenesis; regulation of axonogenesis
Cellular component (GO): presynaptic active zone membrane; plasma membrane; catenin complex
Molecular function (GO): calcium ion binding; cadherin binding
Source: RefSeq, a predicted model, not a curated record